AUGACAAAGCAAAAGCUACAGAACAGAAAUUUGGGAAUGUUGAAAGGAAACAACCAUUACGCUUUUAUCGCUGCCUUAGCUUGUUUGCCCCUUAACGGAGAAGAGGAAAAGGGCUCGAUCAUUUCAGAUGAGCCCAACGGCGAGUUCUUCUUCGGUCAGAAGUAUCCGAUCGAUGAGUUUGAUGCUGAUUUGGUGGAUUACUCUGGCUUUCGGAGGAAAGUCGUGAGGAUUCCGGUGGUCAAAACCACGGAGAAGCACAAGUAUACCGUUGUCAGGCGUCGACCGAUUGUUCCUUAUACCGGACAACCCGAGAUUAUUGAUGAACCCCAGCGUACAUCAUCCCCGAAACGAAUCGUCGUCACAAGGGUGCGCAGUUUGGCAGCUAGGUCUCGGCAUUUUUCGAAUUAUGAUGAGAAUUAUGAUGAGGAGUUCGAUACGCCGAAGAGGCAUAAAGUGACGAUCACGAGGACGAGGAAACUGAGGCCAACGGUGAGGGUUGAGCCCAAGACUACUCCGAGACGAGUUGUCAGGAAGAAACUCGUCAACGUGAGACCGAUUAUUACACCGACUCCGACAUUUGCUAUUAUUACAACAGGAUUCUAUGGGAUUGCGAGUCCUGGCGAAGAUGAGGAUUAUGAGGAGGAGGUGACGACACCCCGGAAUGAUGGCGAGUCGGUGAAUGAUAUUGAUCAAGUCACCUCUCUUGAGGCUAGCAAAGAACUUGAGGAGAUCGAGGGGAAGACUGAUCAUCUUCAGAGCACCACGGAAUCUACUCCGGUGAUAAUAACGGAUCAUUUCUUCUUUCCGGCUUCGGAGGAUGAGGAUUAUGAUGAAGAGGAUGAGGGAGUGGAUGAAGAACACACGCAACCACCUGAAGAAGUGACGGAGAGUGAUGGUAUGACUUUGGAGAUGACCACUGAACCGCAAGUUGUUUCUGAAGAUCCGGUACCGACGGGGAUGACUGAGGAAGCUGAAGGGACUACUGACAAACCCACGACGACUCCUGGUAGUGUUGAAGAGUCAGCGGAAGAUGAUAGAGGAGGAGAAAAGGUGAAAGAAGGAAAGGAUGAAGAGAAAGGUGAUGAAGGAGAGGAAGAAAAUCAACAAGAAGGCAUGGGCGAUGAAGUAAAUCUGAAAGGAGGAAAACAAGAAGAGAAAGAGGUGAAGGGUGAGGAGACAGGGGAAGUAGAAGAUAAAGAGGAAGAAGAAGAAAAACAAAAUAAAGAAGAUGAACGAUCAAAUGAUGAGAAGGAAGACCAGGAGGACAUAAAUGAAAAAGCAACGGACAUUGAGGACUCCAUCGAACAGUCAAUCCCAACGCACAGUUUCACAUCAACUCAAUCACCUGAUGAUUUGACAGUAGUCCCCCUGGAGUCCUCCCUCGAAAUAUCCCCAACCCUCACACCUGAUUCUGAAAUUCCCACCGUAAUUCCCCUCGAGGCAUUGAUUUCCACCGAGGAGAUAACUCCCACAUUAAUUAGACACGAUUUCACCAACACCACGACUGUCGUCUCCUCGUCGCCUUCCCCCGAAGAGAUCGAGGCUGGCCUCUCGGACGAGCUCUAUCUCUCCCUCUCGCGUCUCAAUAUACCAGUCGUACCCUCUGAGCUUAGUCACCACCAGGUAGACCUCCAGGCAACUCCGACAGUUGUCUUCUCUGAAACAGUCGUCACGUCCACACGAUUGCGAACUUACACGUACGUUGUGACAAAAUUAAAUGGACUGGAGACACAGGUGACAUCAUCAACCACAGUCAGACCCCGCGUUACGACACUGACACUCACUGUUCCCAUAACAAUUACCCCAUCCACCACCAUGGACUCCAUGAGCUCCAGGACGAUGAAUCAUCAUCGGGCUAUCGGAGAUUCAGAUGUAGGAUUAAAAAUCCACGAUGAGGGUAGACGCCUCAAUCUGGCGACCAGGGUGAUGUCCAAUGGUGUGGAGGUAAUCGUUGCUGGGCCGACACCGGCGUUGAGAUGGGAGAAUGCCAAUCCCCAGCCGACGUUGACACUUUCUGAUGCUGUCGUGAUGAUGAUGCCUCAGGAGGAUCCCAAUGAGUUUGUCACUAAAACAUGCACCACAACCUUCACGUACUUGAAUACCAUCACCAAGGAUGGAACGACUAUUGUGUCAACUGAUCAGCAGGUUGUGGCAAAUACAGCGAUAGAAGAGCGGCACAGGAAGCCCGGGUCAGAGUCAGCUGCUGUCACCCUGGAGGCAUCACCUACAUUGAGGACAGAAGUCUUCAAGACAACGUACACCUACCUGACUCUUAACGCGGAGCAUCCCAACGCGGAUGACGCCCUGGGGAGUAGUCAAAAGGUGAUUGCCAAUACAGUGACAGCCCCCCAGCAUUAUCUGGACAUGAUUCUUGAGCCCUCGGAGACUCAUCCACCAGCUCAGACGAAUACCUACCUCAGUACGAGACUUCUAGAGAAGACGUUCGUCGAGGACGGAGUGACAAAGAUUGAGACGACAAGUGAUACGAUUACACGAUUGAUCAUCACCGAGUCAGUGCCACCUCCACCACGUCCGACGAGCGUGACGACGACUCUCACAGCUCUGGACAAUCCUGACGACUCCUUGACUGACAUAAUGAAAACGUACUACAUCACGUAUACCUACGCCAACACUUACCUGGAAAAAGGUACACCAGUGGUAAGAACAAACGUUGCCACAUCGACAGACGUUACCGUGGAGAAAGUCUCGAAGAAGACGACGCCCCAGGAGGCUGUCCCGAUGACAUCAACAGCCAAUUCCGAUCCCAUCAAGAUAUUCGCCACGAAAACUUACCUCACCACCUUCACGUACUUCACGACUCUUCUUCAGGCUGGGGCAGAUGGUGAGACCUCUACGACGAUUUCCUCUCGAUCUCAUGUGGUGGAGAAUGUCGUCACCGAGUCCAUCGCCCCUAGUCUUCUCAAUUCGGGGUACAUGAAUCUUCUGACGACGACUCAUCGAUCUGAUCCUGUUCAGAAUAUUGUCACUGGUUCGACCAUUAUCUUCUUCGACGAUGACGACCAGAUAUAUCCCUCCACCACCACCAGUCAUCCCUCACCAACAGCUUCUCCUGAACUCGCGGAGAACACCAGUGAAGUCCCAGAGGACUCUGGUGUCCACCCGGCAAGUUCAGAAGACAGCGACAAGAAUGAGGAUAUGGAGGAUUCGGAGGCGAGUGCCUCUGAGACAGACGAGGUGCAGGCGGAUCUUGAGGAAAGCCCUGAGCGUCCAGUCUCAGGACUCCUGAGUCUGGGUUCCCUAGGUAUUAAUGGCCUGUCAGCCUUGGGUCCAGUGAUCACAGCGAUGGCAGGGCUUCUGCAGGGCAAACCGUCUCCAAACCCUCGACGGAACGACACAGCCCUCCCUAGCACUCCAGCGCCACCAAUCUCCAACGUCAACCUGUCCCCCAACCAAAUAACAACACAACGUUCUCCAAUCUACAUCCCAGUCUCAGAAUUCGCCGGUGACAUCGAAACAGCUGAGAGUCAGAACAUCGUGACUCAAUUAUCAAAUCCCAAUUUCAUCCCCGAGACACGCCACAAAGUUGCAGCGAGUCUCGUAGACGGUAUCCCCAUUUCUCCAGGUGAAAUAAUAACCGCAAACAGUGACGUGAUCAUUGGAAAGCCAGGAAAGCUGUCACCUAGGCCUCCGCAGACGUACGAAGAUCAAGAAGUGGGUGGACUGAAGCCUCCACCAGUCUCAGUUCCAAAUAUUCCAGUGCACCCUGUCUUGGAGGUGCUGGAAGUUCCACACGAGGACGAGCAGAAGCCCCAUCACCCCCAGAAGAAAAUCUCCGAUCUUCUCAACAAAAAAAUUCCCCCCAGAACGUCCUCCAAACACGACAUCCUGGAGAACGAUCCAUUGCUGAGGCCCCCCGGAAGACCAAACAUCAAUAAAUACGCCAAUCCCAAUAUAAACCACAAGGAGCCCCAAUGGCUGGCAGAUAAAUCACGAAAACCAUGGAGUUCCAAGGAUCCCAUCAUUCUCCCACCUCCUCCACCCUCUCCCCAGCCAACUCCAUCGAGAAUCGAUAAUCCUCAUGUUUAUCAUCCGGAGGAGACAAGACCCUGGGCCCAGAAGGAUCCUCUGGCGACAAUGGACUCUCUGGAGAGGCUCCAGGGUGAGCAGAUCUCCCUGAAACCCCCAGAACUCCAGGAGCCCGAGCCAAUUAUUCACCAGGUACCACACGUCAUCGACAGAUCAACAGGACAGCCUCUUCUCGUGAAUAUUCAACCCAGUCAAGUUGCCAAUGUCGUAAUACCCCAGGGUGGCACUCAGGCCCUCAUAUUUGGCGAUACCAGCGAGCCCCACAUCAGUGGACAGUACUUCGACGAUCCCUCGCCCUAUCCCGAGCCCGAGGUCGGAUCAAAUUUCGACAGAAACGACGAGAGUAUCUCCCACUUCAUGCUGCCACCACCAAGUCCUAGUUUCAAAUCCCCUGGGAAUAAUUAUGUCCAAACGAUCCCGAUAUCCAAUUCAAAAAUUCAGGGUAAUUUUUAUGACAUCGUCAAACCCGAGAAAACACCUUCGGACAUACGACUGAUUCAGAGGCCUGAUAUCCAUGGACAGAGUCAGGGUCACGUGCACACCGAAAUUCUGGUGCAUCAUUCACCUGAUAAUCUUCACCUGAGGCCUCACAAUUCUCAGGGCUCGAUUUACGUGGACUUGUCGCCACCACCUCCACCACCUCCCAGGGAGAUGUAUCAUAAACCCACGGGGAUUGAGCACCUCCCACCCAGGAGGAGUGAACCACCAGGUCUGGAUCAUCCCAGUCAUUUCCAUCGAUUUAAUUAUCAUAAUCACGAGAAGGUUAAUAAAACACUGGAGAACGAAGUACUGAGGCAGAAGUGGAAGAACGACAGGUACAAGAAUCGAGUUAUUCAUCGUCCCAGACCAGUUGUGAGGAGACCAUAUCCUGGGGGUAAGAUAAAGUUCCCUGGAAGGCAGCCACCCAAGUAUCCAUCCAGUGAUAUUCACAAGAUGAGCGAUAAAGAUGAUCUGCCCAAUGGUGGUAUUGGAUAUCAGAAUCCUCUCACUCAUAUUCAUCAUCAUCAUCACCAUGUGGUGUCACCUCCUCGUCCUCAAGUGGUGCAGCUGCCACCGGAGGUAAGUCCACCUGAAAUUCAGAGCUUUGGACAAAUUUUACCGAGUGAUGAUGAGCCUGAGAGCUGGUCUGGCACUCAGACGGAGAAGAGUAUUGAUUCUGAGGCAGAGGAGUCUGAGGACAGGCCCAUGGGGUACUAUAAUGGGACAGAGGCUCACGAUGUUCGUCAGGAACAGCAGGAUCACCAGGAACAUCAGGAGCAUUUACAAUAUCAGCAUGAGGUCUUCCAGGAACAAGAGAAAGAAGAGGGAGGAGGACAUGGACAAGAGCAGGUGCAGGCAGAAGAGAUUCCUUCGUCCUCUCCAAUAUUCCACGUCGAGGAGAGUCACCCUGUGACUCCACGGGAAGAAUCUCCAUCGACUGAAGAGCCCUCCCCUCCUGAGGACUCCAACGCCCAGCAAUCAGACUUCUACGAUUACGAGAUUCAGGUCUCCCCAGGAGCUCAAGAGCUACCACUUCAUCAGGAGAAUUCUCAGGAGGAAACCCCUGGCGCCAAUCAGGAUCAAGAAAAUGGAGAACCUGUGGAGCAUCAUCAGGAGAGCCCUGAGGACUACGAAGUGAUUCAGGGAAUUCCAAUACCUCAAUUCGACUCGAACCCCUCUUACGAAUAUCCCCCUGACGACACCAUCGAUCUGAAGCCCCCAGCAGAGCCUCCCAGGAGGACAGAGCCCGAGGUCCUUCCACCAGGAGGUCAUGCGCGUCCUCCCAGUCACUGGAACGAAGACACCAGUUAUUUAAAUCGAAAGAAUCUGACGCAGAUACCCAAUUACUUUAAGGCCCCAACGAAUCCCCCAGAAGUCAAAAAAUACAUCAGCACAGAGACCCUGAGGAAUCCAGAUAUCUCUCCACCUCGACCCCAUCCGGCCUAUCCCCACAUCAUCACGAAACCACCAGCAGUGCCUCGACCAGUGGUAAUUACCUCAGACAAAAAUCAUGAUGAUCACAGAUCACGACCAAUCGUGAUGCCAGUGAUUCAUGUGACCAAGGAGAAGGCACCUGAGACCCUGGAGACAGCAUUCCAAACGAAUUUCGCCCUGAAAGAUGAUAAUCUUCAGCUACCGAAGACCCAGCAUCAGCAGAAGCAACAGAAUCAUCAAAAAAAUUAUCAAAAUCACCAAGUGAUUCAUCAGGAUCAAAAUUUGAACCAGCAGAGUCAUCACAGAGUAGAUCCUGUACCCUCCGAGGACAUGAUGCCACCACCAGCAAAUCCACCAUCAGUGAAUGAUCAAAAAAAUCCAGAGGACAGCGACCUGAAGCCUCCACCAGCAGACACAAAUGUCCUUGGGAUGUCGCCACCUCCAGCGCCUUCUAGUCCACUGAAAAAUCGCCAGCCACCCAAGUAUAUUCCCCUGAAGGACUCCAAGGUCGUCGGAGAGACCCCACCUCCACCUCCACCUCCACCUCCUCCACCCACGCCAUCUCGACCGAGUUACUCGAUGGUACCACCGACCUACCCCAGACCAACAAAGUCCCGUCCAUACCUGGUGCAGUUACUGUCUCAGGAUAUGGUGCCACCACCUGUCAUCGAGUCCUCCAGGAUGGAGAUAGCAACUGUUCGUCCAGCAAUCGCUGUGUCAGGAUCCAUUCAAAUUGGUACAGCUGUUGCCACGAGUCACAUCCCAGUGAUGCAGGACAUUGAGUCGACAAUUCCAAUAGUUCAUGGUACUGUUGAUCUUCCAGUGGUGGUGGACGUUUCCGACCUGAUGAAAACGAUAACCGAGACGAGAAAACCAGAGCUGAUAAGUGUUUACACAGUCAGACCUUUUGAAACACGACAGAUGGUGUCAAAGGUAUCGGUGCAGCCGACGCAGAUUCUGACGACUCUGGUGAUGCCGACGAGGAUCAGAACAUCGCCGAGUCACAGGGACAUUCCCAAGAAGAUGACGACGUCAUCGGUGAGACCACAGGUUCACAUCACUAGGGUGAAUUCACCGUUUGGCCCCAGGAAGCCAGUGAUCAUCGAAGGAAGUCGACAGGGUGUCACCUCGAGGAUAUCCCCAACGCCGACCAAGUCUCUUGGCCACUUCACCGUACUCUCGAACACCACUACCACUAGGAACAUCGAUAUCACGUCUUUGAGGAAGUCGUCCGUCCAUGAGAGCUUCACCGAGAUAAAACCCAAGGCUGUCACUCACUUUAAGACACUGACAGUCACGAGAACAGAGACAUCCGUUGUUGGUUCGCCUCCAACGACGAGGACUCUCCUCCUGACGAGCACCAUCACCUCGACCAUCGUCGAAACAGUCACGGAGACUCUUCUUCGUCCUACGAGUGUCGUGGUGACAUCGGUGACAACGGUUUUACAGUCAGCGCAGUCGACAGCAAGUGUUUACGAUACGUACAAUUCACCGGACACCCUGGACUCGAUCUUCGUGGUGAUGUCCGAUCAGAAUCCACCGGAUCCGGGGGCUGAGGAGGUCGAGGCGGAGUAUGGAACUGAGGAGGAGGUAUCCCGGGACGAGCAGGAUCCAGCUGGCAAUGAAAUCCAUCGUGUUCUGUCCGGUGGAAUCCUCGGAGCACCAGUGGUACCAUCAGUCUCUCACGCUCCCAAGCCCCAGGAGUGCAAACCCGAGUGUCGAGGAUUCAAGUCAGAGAUGUGUGCCACUGUCGGGGGCAAUCCUCGAUGUGUCUGCAGACCUGGUUUCGCCAGGAUGUUCCCUGAUCGUCCCUGCAAGCCCACGUACACUUACACCAUGAAACUUCCCCUGGAGCGAGUGGGUAGGGAGGAGAUCAGGAAAAUGUUGAAUAAUACGGCAUCGUCAGGAUUCAAGAGGCUGAUGUCGUCGACACGCGAGGCACUGGAUAGGACUCUAAUGCAGAGUGACUUGAGGGAUAUUUACAGGGGAGUGGACAUCACCAGUUUGAAGAAGUCCGAGGGCCGUCCUGAGGUUGAGUUCCGGGUGCAAUUGACGGAUAAUGCCCACGAGGAGACACUCAAGGAGACGAUGAAAAAGUAUCUGAUGUCGAGUAAUUAUUCCCUGGGGGGAACUAAUGUGCUUGCAUCGACGAAUCUGGGGAUGAUCGACGCCAGGGACUUCGACGAGUGCUCGGAGGAGGGAGGACCCCAUCACGACUGUUCACCACAUGCCGCGUGUUUCAAUAUCCGAGGGUCUUAUCAGUGCUCCUGCAAAGAAGGCUGGGCUGAUUUGUCUGAGAAUCCGGCAUACCCUGGGAGGAUCUGCUCACAGGCACCUCUGGGCUGCCACAGGUGCAACAACAAGGGUCACUGUGUGGUGAAUUCGUACGGUCAGGACGUCUGUGAAUGCUUCCCCUGGCACAGCGGUCAGAGGUGCCAGGUGAACCUCAAGGUUCUACUGAUAGCCCUGGUGACGACUGGGGCUAUUCUUCUGGGACUCCUGGGGGUCUGUCUGGCUCUCGCUUGCUUCAGGACUCCGAGGCUCGCCGGACACAAACUGAAGAAGGGGAGGCUUUCUGGAGACAAGAGGGCCAUGAUUUCCAAUGCCAAUGGAGGGGACACUAGCAGCGAGGGGAGUGUGACAGAUCUAGCUAUUCCUCAUCAUGUCCCUCAUGUUUUACCACCUCCACCGAGGGCUAAUGCUCCAGUGCCUCCUUUACCACCAGCUCCUCCCAAGGAAGCGCAGAAAUGCAGAAACUAUGGAAAAUAUCAGAAGAAAAAGUUUCAGGAGGUCGGCGGUGACGAGCAGAGGGGAUUGAGUGUCAUGAUACCCAGGGCUAAGUACAGGUCAAUGCAGGGGCAGUACAAGCAGCCGAUCACGUCAUUCUCAGCUGAUGAGCACAAGUUGAUUAGUUAUCUUGAGGGGAGCAACAGGAAACAGAGUCUCGCUAGCACCACGAAGGAGUUCAUGAAGAGGGAGUUCGAGGAGUCAAUCAGGGUUGUCAGGAGUCCACCGAACAAUGGGGCCCUGGUCAGCGCUGGUUUCCAGGUCUCCGCGACCGUCACCCGAACUGCUGAUGACGAGUCGAUUGUUGGCGAGGGAACCCUCGAGCCGUCGACCCUGAAGACCUUGAGGAACGCGGAUUAUCAGGAUAGUGGGUUGACUCUGGCGAGAUCCUCCGAGGGCACUACUAUUCAAGCGACCACGAAGUUGAUCGGGCUAGAACUGGCUGAGGACGACGGGGAGAAUUCUGGCAAGCCGAAUAGCCGGGGCUCCAAGGACACCAGGGAUGCCAGGGAUAGCGCUAGCGAGGGGCCGAUCACUGCCGAGAGGGACCUCGGUAGUACUCUCAGACUACGGCACACGCCGUUAUAUAAUUCAGACAGAGCGGUCAGCGAUCGUGACUCUAACUUUGAUUCGCUGUGAGAGUCAAUUGUAUUCGUUGUUGCCAAAUAAUUGUAUUAGAGAAAAUUGCUGAGAAAAAUAACAAAAAAAAAAAAAUUAUAAACGGACGAAUGUUUAUUGAGAGCCUUCGUUAUUCAUAAAUUGCAUUAUGAGUCACCGAAGCGCCGGCCAUAACUAAAGACAAUUAUCGAGAGAGUACCACACUCUGGUCAUCUGUACGACAGCCUAUUUAUUUAUGUCAUUGUUACAAAUAUUAUAUAUAUAUAGAUGUAUGAUUUUUUAUACUAAUCGGGCUCAGUACGACGUGGUUAACAUUGUGUCACACAUUUUCGUGCCAAAACUUAUCUAUAAUGUUAAUGAAAAUUAAUAAUCAAUUAUUUCAUUAAAAAAUUGUCUUUACACCGAUGAAGAUGUCGUGUGGCAGGGGAAUCAUCAAAAUUCUGUUACUGUUAUGAUUCAUUAAAAAUUAAUUGUUUAUUACAGUCGUCUCAUGUUGCUCAGCUUCGUACCAAUGAUUAAUCAGUUAUUUUGAUUCAAAAUUUGUCCAACGAAACUGCGCAACGUCAUCACCACGACUUUAUUAAAAAAAAAAUGGGGGAGGACAUGUGUUUUUGUUGUUUCAAUCGUUCUAUCACAUCAGGAGAAAUAUUAAUGCAAUUAACAUGAGAUUUAAAUUCAACUAAAGAUUGUGCUAACUCGAAUUAACUCAGCUGUCGAUUUAAUCGAACGUGCGAGUUUUUUUUUCUAUUGUACAUAGCGAGUAUUGUAAGUCUCUUUUAAUGAUAAAUAUUGUAUUUUUAUUGUUUUAUCAGGAGAUUAGACGUGUAAUUGUUUCUAUCUUGACAAUAAAAAAAAUUUAAUACUG
Molecule: messenger RNA, 10231 nt
Organism: Fopius arisanus
Lineage: Eukaryota; Metazoa; Arthropoda; Insecta; Hymenoptera; Braconidae
Exons: 7
Coding region: 1-9387 (3128 amino acids)
Molecular function (GO): calcium ion binding
Source: RefSeq, a predicted model, not a curated record